UUCUUGUAGGUGCAGAGCACAGUGUGACAAAAAUACUAAUACAAAAUAUAUAACAAAAUAAAAAGAAAACAAUGAAAGACACAAGAAAGAAGAGAGAAGAGCUCAGGAAGACAUGGGACCCAUUUCUACUUGUGCCCUUCACAGACCAAGAGGAGAAAACAGGCAAAUUGUUUGUGUUUUUGUAUUAUGUCAUCAUUUUCAUUAUUGGUCUGUUAGUGCUUGCAUUUGGCUUCUUCAGUAAGUCUGCCUUAAUGAUGUUGAUUAGUGUGUCAAGUCCAGAUGCUACCACGAUAUCAAAUAGGCCUUUCAGUCUGUUGUUUCUUGGGUGUGGUCUGAUUGUCCCCAAUGUGCUGGUGUUUCUGAAAAUGCUGUGGAAAAUUACUUUUACAGACUCAAGUUUACCUUCUAAAGAGGUUUUGUUUUUGGUGUGUGGGAUUGAACUACUUGUAGCUUUUGGCACGACAGUUCUCACAGUGGUUGCCAUGCCUCAUUUCGACAUUAUUACUAAUAUCAUGAUCCUGAACAGUGUCUGCAUACUGCCUGCUGUAAUUCAAGUAAUACAUCCAACCAUGGACAAAAUGACAAAAUGGUUAAUGCUCCCUCCACUGCUUUCCAUUUUCCUAGUGCUUGUAGGUUUUGUGCUUUUCUUUGUGGGUUACCAAAUGCAAAGAACAACUUAUGGUGUGGUUGGCAAUAAGGACAUAUACCUGUACAUUGGGCUAGCCAUAGGGAGCACUUUAUUGGUCUCCCUAAACUGGUGGGAGAACUUUACAUCCAUGAUUAAGAGCAAAAGACUAGACAGAAUUAGACUUGAUCUGGAAGCCUCCAGAAACAUGACCUACUUGAUCUCUAGUGUAGUGCGAAUUGUUGUCACAGGUAUUGUGGUAGGUGCGUAUGUCCCACUUUCAGGUCAAAGUUGGUCUUCCAUUAGAAAUGUUUCAAGUGAUAAAAUUACAAUUGUCCUCAGCCUGUUUGCCAUACAAGCAAUUUCCUCGGCUUUGUGUCACUGGUUUGGGGUCAUUGCUUGCAAAAUGCAUGCAUUUCGACGUGGUUUUACUUUGCCCACGAUCUUUACCACUCCUGCUGUGUUUGUUGCUUUCCUCUUCAUGCUUGGGAUGCGCUACAACACAGUUAAGGGUGCCUCUGGUGUUGGGAAUUUUUCUCUGACUAUGUACUGUGGUGAACUUAAUUCCACUCUUGGCAACGGGGUUCUUGUAGCUGAGAUGCUCUUCAGAGAUGUUAGCUAUGGUUUCUGCAGCAAUAUCAGAGUAGGGGGUCAGAAUGGAUUUGGCAUGGCACUGCUUGGUGUCUCAGCAAUUAGCUGGUGGAUAGGGCUGGUACUUUCCACACUGUAUGUCUGGUUGACCAAUAUGACACGACUUGAAAGGACUACAGAGCUCUUUGUUCGACGGCUGUAUGAAGCUGCAUUCGUAGACCAGUCCAUGCUGCUCAACACACGGUUCCACAUUUGGUUGUCUGAUAUCAAAACCACAGAAGCUAGUAUAAAGACCUUGGACCAUGUGACAGUUUACCUGUGUUCAACAAUGUGGCAUGAAACAUAUGAUGAAAUGAUGACAUUUAUUUCCUCAUUGUUCAGACUGGACAGAUACAGACCCAAACAUCGGUCACAAAGAGACCGGUUAAGUUUGGAGGGACACAUUUACUUCGAUGAUGCUUUUAUUGAGGAGACCAAUGAACAAUCAGGAAAGAAGACCCUAUACGCAAAUACACAUGUAGAGCUCCUAGUGAGGGUUAUAGAAGAAGUAUUCAGGAGUUUUGGUAGCAGUAAGUACUCUAUCUUCGAUGAACAUAAGCGCCUCUCUGAUACUGGGGAACAGAAAAUCAUGAGUACUCCUUACGGGGGUCGAAUCUGUUAUGUCCUUCCAAAUGGCAACCACUUGUACAUCCACUUAAAAGAUAAACUUCGGAUACGUCACAAAAAGAGAUGGUCACAGGUCAUGUAUCUUUACUAUCUGCUUGGCUGGAAGCUUACCAGAAAAUAUCUUAUCCGGCAGGACAGUGAAGACCAUAAAAUCUUGGAACAACAGCUGAAGAAAGAGAAACAAAACACCUACAUUCUGGCCUUGGAUGGUGACAUGAACUUCCAGCCAUCAGCUUUAAUGCUCUUGAUUGACCGUCUUAGAAUGUAUCCCACAGUAGGAGCUGCCUGUGGAAGAAUUCACCCAACAGGGUUUGGUCCAACAGUCUGGUUUCAGAAAUUUGAGUACGCCGUGUGUCACUGGUUUCAGAAGACAGCCGAGCAUGUUUUUGGAUGUGUGCUCUGCAGUCCCGGCUGCUUCAGUUUGUUCAGGGGAGCUGCCCUGAUGGAUGACAAUGUAAUGAAGAAAUAUGCUACGAAAGCCACAGAGGCAGCCCAAUAUGUGCAAUAUGAUCAAGGUGAGGACCGCUGGCUGUGUACUUUGCUUCUACAACAAGGCUGGCGAAUAGAGUACACUGCAUCUUCUGAUUCCUACACGAAUGCCCCUCAGGAGUUUAAAGAGUUUUACAACCAAAGGCGGCGCUGGGGACCCUCAUCUUUGGCAAACACUCUUGACCUUCUGAACACAGGAAAAGAAACUUCAAGGAAAAAUUCAUCUAUAUCAAGACUGUAUAUCCUGUAUCAGAUUUUACAAACCGCCUUCUCCAUUUUAGCACCUGCCACAGUUUGUCUCAUGAUAGCAGGAUGCUUCACGUUUAUCUUUGGCUUGAAUGGAAAUAUCUCCCUUUUUCUGGCUGUUCUUCCUCCAGUUUUCUACAUGGUGAUCUGUUUCACAUGUAAAUCUGACAACCAAAUCCUGGUUGCUGGUUUCAUGAGUAUAUUUUAUGCAUUUCUCAUGGCAGCCACCUUCCUCAGCAUUAUAGUUGACAUGGUCAAGCAACAAACAUUCAUCACCCCCAGUGGUCUGUUUUUCAUUUUUUUAGUGGUGCUUUACUUUGUAGCAGCUCUGAUGCACCCCCAGGAAUUCCACCUUGUCCUCUAUGGAUUUAUUUAUAUAAUUUGUGUGCCAAGUGCUUAUCUGCUCUUAAACAUAUACACACUGGUCAACCUGAAUAAUAUUUCCUGGGGAACCCGAGAGACAGCAACCUAUGAGAAGCUGGGAACAAGAAAAGCCAAAAAAUAUGUGAAGUAUGAAAAGAAGUGCAAAUGUCUCUGCUGGAAUUUAGAAUUUCAAGUAAAUGAGGACCAGAAAAUAUCAGCUUCCUCCAACCCAGAAGAAGUAGUGCUUCUGAAUGAUGCUUCUGAAAGCCAAAAUGAAGAAACUGAAAACUUUGAGGCCGGUGCAAUAGAUGACACUGUGGAUGAAAGAUGGAUUCAGCAGCUUCAAGAGAACACAGAUCAUAUUGAACUUGUUGAAGAUAAACUUGAUGAAGAUGAAAUUCCCUUUUGGAAAGGGCUCAUACAUUAUUACUUAGAACCUCUCAAGGAAGAUAAGCAGAAACAAUCAGAAAUAAUCAAAGACCUCAGAAACCUCAGAAACAAGGCUACCUUCGUAUUUUUCUUCAUCAACUGUUUAUGGAUAGUUUGCACAUUCUUUCUUCAACUAAUUGGUUCUGGUGUCAGCAUAAAUCUACCGAAGAUAUCUGUAGACGGUGAAACAGUAAAAGAUGCAGAGAUACAUAUUGAUGCAAUUGGACUGGUAAUACUCCUGGGUUUUGCUGGCUUGCUGAUGGUGCAGUUUGUUUCCAUGAUUUACCACAGAAUCUACACACUGAUCCACCGAAUGGCCUAUAUUGGAUCAGCAAGUAAAGAGUCAGAAAAAAAACCUUUACUAAAGUCAAAAGCUGAACCCUGGGACCCGGAAAUGAUUCCGGAACCUGAAAAGAAUAUCCAGAAAAAAAGGAAAAGUUUCGAUGGACAGCUGGAAUACAGUGGGAUAAACUGCCAUGGAAUGGACUAGAUGUAAUAUAGGACAGUAAACCCAGGAAAAAUAACAACAUAUUUCUUGCUAUUUGAUGUGUUCACUUUUUUAAUGCUAUCUGUACAUUUCUGCUCUAUGUAAAGUGUGAUGUGUCAAUGUCCCAUCACCUUUUUUGCAUCAAUUAGGGUAUUUUUAAUCAGUCAUUUUAAUUGAAGAAGUACUUAAUCUGUAUGUUUGAUUGCAAUGAGCAUAAGUAUUCUGAUAUUUUUCAUGUUGUAAGGUUUCAAAUAAACAUGUACUAAUGUAUUUUGUGUAUAGAUAUGCAUUUGGAAGGAGUCCCGUGUUAGCCUGGUAUUAGGGUGUAUGUAAGUUUCCUAUUGUAUUGUUCCCACAGGAGUACAGGGUUAGAAUGGUGAAAUGGUCUACCAUUGUAUAGGUUCAUUAUAUGUGAGAGGGCUGUGUCAGCUAAAGUGAAACAGAUGUAAACCAAAACCAGAUGUCAGAGUAUGGAAUUCUAUAGGAUUAAGACUGCGUAUGUUCCCAGCCAAAUGAAAUGCAACUAUAAAAGCUUCAAUGGGAUUACACUUAUUUGAAUUGCUCGGGUCUGAAAGGGCAUUCCCAGUUGAAGGUUUAUGGCUAAUUACUGACUGCAAGUUAGACUAUCAUUAUUCGACUAGAAGAAUGGGUUGCAAUAAUUGUGAUGCUUCUGUAGCUUGAAAAACCAGUGAAUAUAAACAGAUGUAAUCAUGUAUUGACUCAUGAAUUGUUAAGAAUAAUCUUUUUUUUAUUAAUCAAUAAACUCUGUAAUUCAAAUUAUAAAAAGUAGAAUUGUCUGAUUCAUUAUAAAUUAAGAAAAUUUCCACACCCUAUAAAGUCAUGUAAACGCAGUUUUCCAAAAACGUAACAGAACAUUUUAAAAGUACAUUUUCAUAAAACAUCACCUAGAAUAUUACAAUAGUAUUCUGAAAACAUUUAUGGUGUAAACACACUUCAGAGCACCCACAUUUUAAAUAGGACCAGUUAUUUAAAUAGCCCUGCUACCUACUCUUACUGUCAGUAUAAAUGUAGAGUAGGUGAUGGGUUUAUCUGUCUUUUAUAAUAGCUGCUUCAAUUUGCUUAAUGAUCAGCAUUAAUGAUACAAGCACAUUGAAAUUUAACUGGGCAGCAGUGUGGAGUAGUGGUUAGGGCUUUGGACUCUUGACCAGAGGGUCGUGGGUUCAAUUCCAGGUGGGGGACACUGCUGCUGUACCCUUGAGCAAGGUACUUUACCUAGAUUGCUCCAGUUAAAACCCAACUGUAUAAAUGGGUAAUUGUAUGUAAAAAUAAUAUGAUAUCUUGUAACAAUUGUAAGUCAUCCUGGCUAAGGGCGUCUGCUAAGAAAUAAUAAUAAUAAAAAUAAUAAUGAUGUAAUUACUUGGCAUACCCAAGUAAACCCUCAGAUAGCAACUCAUAACACAACACAACAAACAUUUGGUGUGACCAGUCUGUAGUCACCGCAGCAGUUAAUAAUGGAAAGAUCUUUGCCCUAUGAUGUCACAGGCCAGCUUCCGUUCCAACCCCUGUUGUCUUAAAUACCAGAGUAAAAGUGGCUUGGACAAAAAAAGAAUGAUCCUAAGACAAUUGAUAAAACAGUAGAAAAAUGAAAAUGUGCAAUAAUGUUCUUUCUCUCGUUAUGUGUACCUACAGUUAUUUCCAUGUGAUAUGGCUCAAGAUUGCUAACAACAUUAUUAUUCAGGGUUUACAUCUGUUUGAAUCCCAACAAUUUGGAUCCAAUAACGCUAAAACAAGCAGCAACUGAAAUCAACUGUACAACUGCAGGAAUUCAAUCAUUGGACAUUACUAAUUGGAUUACAGCAAUGACAGCCAAAUAAAUCAUUUUAUAUUUGAAGAGGGGCAGGAGAGGUGGGGAAUCUGUGAACCUCAGAUGGUUAUUUGGAGAAAGGGCAACAUUCUGGAAGAUGGGAAUUUUGCCUGCAAAUGAUGACCAAAAUGAAAUAUUUACCUUGGAAACUGUUUCACCUUUAAUGCAACUACCAUAGGGUAUAUUUGCAGAAAUUAACUUGUUUAUUGUCACAUUCUUAUGUUUUCCAUGUGUAUCAAACUUUAUGUACUGUAGGUCCACCUCUGCAAUUUUGCAAAUUGUUCCUACUUUGCAUGCAUUUUUUAUGUCAGUGCUGUCCUUAAACAACUUCAGAAUGCUGUUCAGAACUAUGAGAACUGAUACAUAUUAAAAUAUAUAUUUAAAGAUGGUGCUGACAUAAAAAAAUAAAUAAUGCAAAGUAUGAAGAAUGUACUUAAAUGGGCCUAAAUAGGAUUUGAUACAUAUGAAAAAAAACAAUGUGGCAAUAGCAGGGCUCUAGACUGUGACUAAAAUGGUCACCAUUUGACCUAAGAAUAGUUUUGGCAACUGAUGUUUGGGGUUGAGGCACCAUUGGUUCCUGACACUAAAAUACUGCCUUUCCCUUUACGGUGGGUGUGGCAGGGCAGAAGAAAAGCCCUACACAUAAUUAGGGGGCAGGGAAAAGCCCUGCAUGUAAAUAAACGUAUUGUGUUUAAUGUAUUAUUAUUUAAAAGAUAUGUAUUGUUUGUGUUUAUUUAAAAUACGAUGUGUCCAUUGGUUAUUGUUUAGUUUAAGUGUGGUCUGACAGUGUGGUGUUAGCAGCUUGUCUCUGCCAGACAGCUCGUGAGAAUGCGUGGUCAGCAGUGAAUUAAUUAACAGAGUUGCUGUCGACCAUGCUAAUAUUAAAAACCCUGUACAGAAUGUGACCAUCUCCACGUUCAUUGAUUAAUUUAAUGCUAAUCUGGAGAUGGUCACCGGUAUAAAAACUAGCAGCUUUUGCCAGUCGGUGUGGGUGUUUGGAAAGAGGAACGUGAGCGAGCUGAAAGAAAAUCUAAAACAAAACAGAAAGUAAAAGCAAUUGCUACUCCUGCUGGGCAGACCAGCACGGAAUUUGUUUGGUGUUUUGUGUUCAAGAUUUGUUUUUGUUCAACCUUUUAUGUGGUUCUGUGAGCCGUGUUUUGUACAAUCUUUUGUUUUAUUUUUGUGUGAAUAAAAACCGGCACAUCAGCGCCUUCAUUCGCUAA
Molecule: messenger RNA, 6944 nt
Organism: Acipenser ruthenus (sterlet)
Lineage: Eukaryota; Metazoa; Chordata; Actinopteri; Acipenseriformes; Acipenseridae
Product: chitin synthase-like
Exons: 19
Coding region: 72-3899 (1275 amino acids)
Cellular component (GO): cell septum; cell periphery
Molecular function (GO): chitin synthase activity
Source: RefSeq, a predicted model, not a curated record